This is a messenger RNA of Zingiber officinale, 1362 nucleotides long. RefSeq names its product pentatricopeptide repeat-containing protein At3g61520, mitochondrial-like. Lineage: Eukaryota; Viridiplantae; Streptophyta; Magnoliopsida; Zingiberales; Zingiberaceae. The record is from RefSeq and is a predicted model, not a curated record. The transcript has a single exon. Bases 1 to 1362 code for a protein of 453 amino acids. Gene Ontology annotation, molecular function: protein binding.
AUGAAGCUGGUGAAGAAUCCGUGUUUGCGUUUGACAGCUCUCCGCCGCUGCCACGCCGCGUCCUCUUCUACAGCCGCCGCUGCCACCGACUUCGAUUGCGAUGGUGGCGUGGGCACCCGGAGCGACGUGAAACACCAGAAACCCUCUAGCAAUGCCUCACCUCGCCACCUUAAAUACCAGCUCUAUUCCCUGCUCGGUUCCGCCUCUCCCGGCCGCCUCUCCGCCGCCUUGUCUAUCGUCCGCGGUAUGCUUCCCCCCGACUCCACUUCCCCUCCUGACGCCGCCACUCGGUCGAUCGUUUUCUCCGGCCUGGCUAAGCGAAGCCAGCCCCUGAACGAGGAGUCCCUCGCCCUCCUCGUCGAGAUGGCCAAGAUGGGACUUUUUCCGCACGACGCCAUCCUGUUCAGUCAGUUCAUCACCAAGCUGUGCCGCUGCGGCGCCACCUCCGGGGCCUGGGAUUUCUUUCACGCGGUAAAGGAUGCUGGCGGCUCCUUCGAGGCCUCUGUGUGCAACGCCCUCUUGACUGGCCUCGCUGCAAUUCAAGACUUCACAAGGAUGAAUCUUCUGUUUUCAGAGAUGAAAGGCUUGGGCGUGCGCCCUAACGUAUUCACCUUCGGUAUACUCAUCAAUAGCCUAUGCAAAUCCCGUCGCAUCGACGAUGCACUGAACGUGCUCGACGCAAUGUCAAGCCCAGAUUCAGGGGUCACCCCUGGCACAAUCAUUUUUAACACUGUCAUCGAUGGGCUCUGCAAGGCAGGAAGGCUUCAGGAUGGUCUCUCCUUGCUUGAUAGGAUGAAAUCAAGCCAUGCUUGUGAUCCUGACAGUGUGACUUACACCAGCUUGAUUGAUGCUUUCUGCAAGGCUGGUGAUUUUUCAAAGGUUGAUAAAUUCCUCAAGGAAAUGGUCGACGAAGGAUGCAAACCUAACGUUGUGACUUAUGGAACUCUGAUCAAUGGUUACUGCAAAUCUGGUGAUCUUGAGCAGGCCAUGAAAAUCUUUAAGAGCAUGGAUGUGUCAAUGGUGCCGGCCAACACUGUUAUUUAUACUACCCUCAUUGAUUCUUAUUGUAAGAAUCAAAAAGUUGAUGCAGCAAUAUACCUCUUCGAUGAGAUGCAGGAAAAAGAUAUAUUGCCCAACGUCAGGACCUACACUGCUAUUUUCAAGGGUCUUAAGAACCAUAACAUGUCUGAUAAAGCCUUCGAGCUUAUGGACAAGAUGAAUUUGCAGGGAUGCAAACCAGACUAUGUGGCAAUGGUUCUUCUUACAGGAUGGUUAACUGUGAUCGGUGAGACGGAGAGACUGAGACUAUUUGUGCAACGGACGACAUCUUCUAAUAUCGACUCGGGCAAUCCUGAUGUUUAA